Acanthosepion pharaonis is the source of this 846-nucleotide messenger RNA. The record is from the annotation of a GenBank genome assembly. NCBI's taxonomy places the organism in Eukaryota, Metazoa, Mollusca, Cephalopoda, Sepiida, Sepiidae.
AUGUUAUAUACGUCAAGAGGAUUAGGUGCUCCCUCCCUUUCACACUCUCUCUCUCUCUCUCUCUCUCGCAUAUUCUCUUCCUCUCUUCUUUCCUCUCGUUCGCUCACUCCCUUUAUAUCACCUUUUCCUCUCUUACUUUCUCCCUUUCUUCUCCGAGCAGGGGUUUCUGUCACACUCUUUCUAUCUUUCUACCUUUCUCUUUCUAUCUCUGACUUGCCCUCUCUUUUUCGCUCUCUCACUCGUCCUCCCUUGCACCGUUUCUUUUUCUCUUUCCGUCUCACUCUUUCACACGCUAUCCCGCAUUUUACCAUCUUAAAAACGACUGUCAAAAUGAACAUUUUAAUCGUUGUUUCAAAAUUCUCAAUAUACGCUUUUUUUCACUCUUUCUUUCUUUCAAGUCGACUUUUCGAUUUGGAUUUCUCUUUCUUUCUUUCCUUCUUUUUUUUUUUAAUCAAACCCUCUUUUGGAUUUUUAUUCAUCUUUCUUUCAUUCAAGCUGUCUUUAGAAUUUGGAUUUAGCUUUCUUACUUUUUUUCAUUUAAACCAUCUUUUGGAUUCCCAUUUCUAUUUCUUUCUUUCUUUCUUUCUUUCUUUCAAACCGUCAUUUCGAUUUGAUUUUCUUUCUCUUUCUUUCUUUUUUUCAAUCAAACGGUCUUUUGAAUUUCCGUUUCGAUUUCUUUCUUUCUUUCAAACCGUCUUUUGGGUUUGGAUUUCUCUCUCUCUCUCUCUCUCUCUCUCUUUUAUCCUUUCUUUGUUUUCAGCCGCCUUUUUGAUUCUCAUUUCUUUCUUUCUUUUUUAUCUCAAUUUCCCGCCAUUUUUUCAGCAACCUGUUUCUAAAAUGCUUUAA